Mucor velutinosus is the source of this 555-nucleotide messenger RNA. RefSeq lists its product as uncharacterized. The transcript is spliced from 3 exons. NCBI's taxonomy places the organism in Eukaryota, Fungi, Mucoromycota, Mucoromycetes, Mucorales, Mucoraceae. The record is from RefSeq and is a predicted model, not a curated record. Bases 1 to 555 code for a protein of 184 amino acids.
AUGUCUCGUCCUCAAGAAGAUGGUAUUAUUCGUUUCGGUGAUCAUAUUUCACUCAAGCAUGUUACAACUGGUCGUUUCCUCUCUUCCAAGGGUGAUGAGCACUACGAAUCUGGUUCUCAACAACAAAAGGUCUUUGCCUUUGAGCAAAAUUUAGGCGAUGAAAGUACCUGGAUUGUCCUUCCUCCUCGCGAGACUGACGAGGAGCCCGGAUAUGAAGUCGGCUUCGAGGAUGAGAUCCGUCUCAAGCACAUUCCCACUCGUGCCAACUUGCACUCUCAUGAGGUUGAGAGCCCUGCUUCUGGUCAACAAGAAGUCAGCUGUUUCGGUAACGAUGAUGAGUCUGAUGAGAACGAUGUUUGGAAGGUUCUUCAAUUUGACGAAGAUGAUGAGCAAUAUGAUGAUUUCUGGCGCGUAAACCAACCUGUUAUCAUUCGUCAUGUUCAAACUGGCAAGCUCCUUCACUCUCAUGAUGUUGUUUUGGCUGGUGGCGAGAACGAAGUCUCUGCUUUUGAGGGCACUGACGACAAUGACAAAUGGGCCGUUUCUUUUGAUUAA